ACCAGGAGUGUGGCCAUCCCUCAUUGGUCCAUGUUUUGCUCUGACCUCACAAAGAACCACUGUGAGAAAUGACAGACACCUGCCCAUAUAAUGUACUGCCCGAGGCUGGUUUGGUGUGGAGAGUGGUUUGGUGGUGGUUUGGGAGACGUGGACUGUGGUGAUAAUUUUGGACUUGGAUACUGGUAACGUUUUGGACUCGGAUUCUGGCAACGGUUUUGGACUCGGAUUCUGGAGAAGGUUUGGACUCGGAUAUUGGUGAACCUGCUUGGACUUUGACACGGUGUUGUGGCCAUUGACCACAAACCAACUGACCUAUCAGUGAAGAUGAAGAGAUGGCAAGCGUGUCAGGACCUCAGGUCUAACACCUUUGAAGACGCUGCCUUAACAGAACACUAUGAAAUAUUAACAACCCUUGGCCAAGGAACAUUUGGGGAAGUAAAACUGGCGAGCCAUCUCGUCACCCAGACUAAGGUAGCAAUAAAAAUCCUCCCCAAAAGCAGGAAAAACUCCCUUGUCCAACCCGAAAUUGAAAUCAUGAAAUCUCUUGACCAUCCCCAUAUUAUUAAACUUUUACACAUAAUCGACACCACCAGAAACAUUUUCAUCGUUCUGGAGCAUGCUGUGGGAGGAGAGCUGAUGAGCAGAAUUGAAGAGUUUGGCUAUCUAGCAGAGGUGGAGUGCCACAGGCUGUUUAAACAGCUGGUCUAUGCCCUCCAGUAUUGUCAUGAGAAAGGGAUUGUCCACAGGGAUUUAAAGCCAGAAAACAUUUUAUUGGACCACAGAGGAAAUGUAAAGCUUACUGAUUUUGGAUUGGGCACCAAGAUAAUCAUGGGCCAGAAGCUGGUCACGUUCUGUGGAACCCUCCCUUACUGUGCCCCAGAACUGUUUGAAGAUAGAGGGUAUGAUGGCCGGGCCACUGAUGUCUGGAGCUUGGGGGUUGUGCUUUAUUUUAUGGCCACAGGGUGCCUUCCUUUCAAUGGAUAUAGCUAUGAAGCAAUAAAGCAGAAGAUCAUUGCAGGAAAGUACCCUAGGAGUUUCAGUCUGUCACCAGAACUUUGGGAGGUGAUAGCCAAGUUGCUAACUGUCAACCCUGGAGAGAGGCCAACAGUCCAUGACAUUGCCAGAUUUAAGUGGCUAAAGCCUGACAACGAAGCUUCUCCCGCUUCUUUGGGAGAGAACAUUGAGAGUCACCCGGACCCCUCUAUAAUGGUGCUCAUGGGUGUCAUGGGAUACAAUCCAGGAGAGAUAAGAGAAAGUUUGCGGGAGAAAAAAUUCGACCAGGUGAUGGCUACUUAUUUAAUGCUCAAACAACAGUCAGCCUGGGAAAAUAAGACAACAAAAAAACCAGAUCCAAGGCUAUGUGAUAGAAUGUUGAGAAGCACAGAGCCAACCAUAAAAAACCAAACAUCUGUAAGGAGGGCAUCUAGUGUGCCUACACAUUCCACCUUCAGUUUGCCCAAUGAAUCAGAAAGUCUUGAAAAGGGAAAGAGAACUACAAUGAGCCACUCUAUGCCACCCACGAGGAACUGCUUCAACGAGGAGACAACUCCACUCCACAGUAUCUGCCCCCAGCUUGUCCAGAAGGCUCACUACAGGAGGAGCAUCUGGGGGGAGACAGAGAUCAGUGACACUUCAGAAGAAAGCUCUACUGGAGAGUCUUUGGAACAUCCAUCACUGAAAAUCCACACCCUCCAGACAUCCAUGGGUGUGUCCAAAGCUGGAUCUACCUAUUCAAAGAGCAAGGGGUCUUCACAGUGUGUUUCUUCUCAUCAUACCUCUGUGGAAGAAGACCAGUGUGAGGGCACCAACAUAUCCAGAGAGAUCAACCCACCUCUUUCACCAGUCUCGCCUCAGGAGAACCUCAUGGGACAGCUCCACAUUGUGACUACAGCUGGGUCAAUGGACAUCAUGAACACACAAGUUACAUCACCUCCAUUCUCCAGGAAGGAGGCCAAGGGUGAGGGUCCUGCUCUACAACAGAGAGAGUCCAGACCAUCCUCCCCAAAUACACUCCAGGGACACCUCCAUGGCAGGCGUCAGACUGUGCCCCAGGCCCCCUUUCAAAGACGGGUCUGGAGGACCCUGAGGAACGGUUUAAUCAGAGGCCUGCGAACUUUAUGUUGCUGCCUGCCAAUCGAAAGGAGAGUGCACCCGACCAACAACAGAGACCUGGCUGUGAGUCAAAAGAGCCAUGGAGGUAGCCAUGGUAUCAGAGCAUUUAGAGGCACUGUGCUCCCUGAAAAAUGAUACCAGAGAGUGAAGAGCAGCCUACUGAGGAUGCACACAGGUUGGUUCAUGUUGGCUGGUGAUUCCACAGUUUUGCCAGGCAAGCAAAGUACUCCAUAGAUCUCAGUAAUUCUGGAAACAAGGUACCAUGACAUGCAGGUCAUCAUUGGAAAACCAAACCUCAGAGGAACUUCCAGGCAUGUAGAGAUCAUCAGCUGCCUGUCUCCAGAUGUACCCAUGGGACAUUAGAAGAGCAAGUGGACACUGGAAGCAGAGAUCCAUUUGAAGCCAAAUCAUGUCAUGGUGCACACUACCCCAGGGCAUAUGAGAGCUUAAAAGGUAAAGUCCACCAACUGUGUUUUGAGUGGAGCCAAAGUGAAAUAUGAAGUGAUUAAUAGUUGAAGCCACAACAGGACCUGUUUCCAAGCAUGUUCAUGGAUAAGAACCUGUUGUAAGAAAACAAGUUAAGACCCUCUGGUCUGAAAGCAGCGUUUUCCUUUGGGUGGUUUCUGGUCUCCUGCUACCUUCUACCACCUAAGAAAACUUAGGGAAUUAAGUCAUCAGAUUCACACGCCUCCUUAUGCCCACAUGCUAGUAUACGCUGCCUUUCUUAUUUUCAACAGUAUCUCACAAGAUCCAAGCUGUUUUCUUUCUGAUACUCCAUAGGGAUGUUGCUGUUAAUGCAGCUAUGUGUCUCCAGACAAGACUAGUGCCUUUACUUCCUGAAUGGCCUUUUGCUGGGGCCCCAAAGGACUCCUAGGAACACACUCAACAAGGGACAAAGUCUGAGAACAGUUUCAUCUGCAUGGUGAACAGUGCAGGAGAUGCCUGCCAAGCCCUAACACAGUAGACUGAAGAUGGCCACACAGGUCUCAUUGAUGGAAGAGUGUCCUGCUGAUUGGUAGGGAAGUGGCACGGGAGACAGAGGUGGCAUCAGCAGCCAGGUGGACUGGGAGCAAGAAGAGAAGGAAAACAUUUUCUCAUCUCAGGAACACCCAGCACCUUACCAUGACCCUCUGUUGUGCAAGAAGAUUAUAAGAGGCAACUUGGGGAACUUCCUCACUGGGGCAAAGUUCCUCCCUCUCCAGCAGAAGUCAAGUGAUCAGGGCAUUGUGUGUCCGAGUGAAUAUCAACCAUCGAGGAUAUCCACAGAGAUCUGGGUGUAAGAUCUGCUUAGGCAGUAGUGUCACCAAGAGUAUCAUAUGCUGGAACCUGGACACAAAUUGUGUGGUUUAAACAACUCAGAAUACACAGACUAUUUUGUAUGUACAGUAAACUUUCUGUGUUUGAA
Mus musculus (house mouse) is the source of this 3517-nucleotide messenger RNA. RefSeq names its product RIKEN cDNA 4921509C19 gene. The record is from RefSeq and is a predicted model, not a curated record. The transcript has 7 exons. The coding region runs from base 325 to 2247 and encodes 640 amino acids. NCBI's taxonomy places the organism in Eukaryota, Metazoa, Chordata, Mammalia, Rodentia, Muridae. Gene Ontology annotation, molecular function: protein kinase activity; protein serine/threonine kinase activity; protein serine kinase activity.